Messenger RNA from Pelodiscus sinensis (Chinese soft-shelled turtle), 2019 nucleotides. RefSeq lists its product as uncharacterized. The record is from RefSeq and is a predicted model, not a curated record. Lineage: Eukaryota; Metazoa; Chordata; Testudines; Trionychidae.
CCCGUCUCCACAAUAAGCCAACAGGCUUAGACAAACUAGCCCUGGGAUUGGUCAAAGGGCAGUAAUGAAAGGUCCCUAUCCCACUGGAAACAUAAACAAGUGCCACCCUUUUAAAGGAAAGGGACACAGAGAGAGAAUGGGAGGAUUGCUCAUUUGAGUGAGCUCAGAAAUUUGGGACAGAGACCGAGGGAGAGAACUGGACAGGGCUUUGAAGAUUCUAGGAGUCCAACCUCAACAAAACCACCCCCCCAAAAAAAGGAACGGCUGGAAUAUGAUCUUCCUCUUCUCCUCUUGGGACCGAAUUAAGGUCAAUGGAAAGGACAUCUGCAGAGCCACCAUGCAGGAGGCACUAGAAAUACUCCACAACACAGACGAACAAAUCACACUGGAGGUCCACAGAGAGAAGCCCUCCUGUAAACCGCCCUGCACAUCUGAUGCAGCAACCCAGACCGACUCCAGUUGGUGGAAUAAGCAGUACCCAAACAGGGAGGAUUUCACCCCAGAAAGCUGUAAUCUCUUCCUUGGCAGGUCCGGCUACAAUUUCUUGCUGCCCCAAGAUUGGGAUGGUGACGAGCCCAGGUACCUGCUGACUGCACCUCAUGAUAUGGAAAACGAAGACGAGUUGGACUACGAGGAACUGGCCCUCAGUCAUCAAAAGGAGAGGAGCUUCAGCAGCUGUUACACCAUCCCUAAUGAUAACUACAGCGUCUGCUUGAGUGUGACAGAAGAAGAAAAGGAAGGAGCGCACACAUUUCUGCUCCCCCAUGACUGGGACAGUGGGGUUGGCUGUACUGAUGGAAGCACCCACCUGGAUGAGAUUUCGGGACCCGAUAUGGAUACUGAACGCCAGUAUGUACUGAAGAGGGAGAGGGCAGAUCAUGGUACUGGAGGGACACUUGCAAAGAAUGAGCUACCUAGAGAUGAUUUCUUAACCUAUGAUGAGUUAAGUGAUUCCAGUUUCUACAGUGUAAGCCCAGAAGAGUACAGGAGAUUUCAAGAAAUCUUGGAAAGAAAAUGCCACCAAUACCAGCUUUUUAAGGCUCUCAAUAGAGACCAGGGAAUACCACUUGCUCUAGGAAAUCAGGAGGAAGGGCCUGAGCAAUCCACCCUGCAAGACCAAUGGCUUGCUACAUGUCCUCCGCUGGAGGGAGUCAGCACCAUGAGCCAAGGGACAAGCCACCGAGUGGGAGUUGGCCCCCAGAAUGCAGUGAACAGAGUCAGACAACAAGCACAUAUGGAUAAAUCAACAGAAGGGCAGAAGGACCCAGAUCCAGUUACCCUUACACCAUCCAAGGCUGCUGCUGAGCCAAAAGCACUUGUGAUUCCGUAUCAUGCGCGCCGUUACGUGAGUUACAUGAAUCUAGUGCAGGAAGACGCCUCAGUAGAGUGCUUAAGUGACGGGCCUAGGUCAUCAAUGCUCUUACAUCAAUGCAGCGAAGCCGUCCAGGGCAAACUAGACGAAGGGACCGGGUGGAGCCUGACAUGCAAAAGGCACAGACGCCCCUUGAGUAAACAGCACAAGAGUCAGCUGCUGAAGAACAGGGCACUGCGGAUCAUGGAGGAACGCAGCGGAAUGACGACAGAUGAUGAUGCCUUGAGCGAGCUGAAGACCGGGAAGUACUGGAACAAAGCUGAGAGGAGGCAGCACCUACUCUUGUCCAGGCAGCAGAAACAAAGAAAGGAGUUCGUGAUGCAAAGCCGGAUGGAGCAGCUGAAGGAAGACAACAGAGCAGGGACGGAGGGCAGAAGAGAUCUCAGUAUCAUUGAGCUGAGUCAGAAGAAGCUGAUGAAGAAGAGAAGCAAAAGAAUCUUGGACAACUGGAUCACCAUCCAGGAGCUUCUAUCUCAUGGGACCAAAUCUCGAGAUGGCAGGAUAACGUACAACCCUUUGUUGUCAGUCACCACUGUGUAACGUUCCAAUGUCCCUUCCCGGAGUGGCAGAGGGCUCAGAAAAUGUGAAAUACAGGUUUGUGAUUGGCUCCACGUGCCCCCAAAGGCCUGCAGAAAGCCAACAAAGCA